Molecule: messenger RNA, 2397 nt
Organism: Eucalyptus grandis
Lineage: Eukaryota; Viridiplantae; Streptophyta; Magnoliopsida; Myrtales; Myrtaceae
Product: putative receptor protein kinase ZmPK1
Exons: 1
Coding region: 1-2397 (798 amino acids)
Biological process (GO): recognition of pollen; protein phosphorylation
Molecular function (GO): protein serine/threonine kinase activity; ATP binding
Source: RefSeq, a predicted model, not a curated record
AUGAAUGCCAUCCGGAAUUCACAUUUGUUCCUUGCUUUAUCACUAUUCUUAUCCUUCUCGUUCACAUCUUCUACUCGUCUCACUUUGCAUCAAGGCUCCUCUCUCUCCAUUGGGAAUGCGGACAACAUUUUGACUUCGAAUGACGGUGCUUUCUCCGCAGGCUUUUUUCCCAUCGGACCAAAUGCUUAUUGCUUCACAAUUUGGUUUAGCAAACCAUCUUGCAGUAUCCCUAACUGCACCACAGUUUGGAUGGCAAACCGUGACGAGCCUGUCAACGGAAGAUUCUCCAAGCUUUCUCUAAGAGAGAAUGGUGACCUUGAGUUGAUCGACGCUGGGGGGACGGUAGUUUGGUCCACAGACACAGGUUCCUCCUCAAGGUCCUCCACGAACUUGCAACUCCUCAACACGGGCAAUCUUGUUCUUCGUGACGACAAGCAUGCCACUUUGUGGCAAAGCUUCGACUCCCCAACCGACACGCUUCUUCCAGAGCAAAAGCUCACCUCAAACACACCGCUCGUUUCAUCUCGAAGCAAGAGCAACUUUUCUUCUGGAUAUUACAAGCUUUACUUUGAUAACGAUAACCUUCUCCAUCUUCUCUUCAGUGGCCAGACUACAAGCGUCUACUGGCCAAAUCCAUGGCUUAACAGUUGGCAGGCUGGAAGAUCCAGUUAUAAUGAUAGUAGAGUCGCCAUGCUUGAUCACUAUGGGAAUUUCAUUUCAUCUGAUAAUUUGACUUUCUUAACAGCUGAUUAUGGUGCAAAAAUUCAGAGAAGAUUGACAGUUGAUCCUGAUGGUAAUCUUCGGGUUUACAGUCAAGCUGAUGGAGGGAAAUGGAUGGUUUCAUGGCAAGCAAAAUCUGAUCCAUGCACGGUUCAUGGCAUUUGUGGACCUAAUAGCCUGUGUACGUACCAUCCUAGUGAGGGACGAAGUUGUAUUUGUGUUCCGGGAUAUGAGUGGGAAAACCUUUAUGACUGGACUAAAGGAUGCAAACCCAAAUUCAACAGCUUCUGUGAUAGCAAAGUUGAGACUGAAUUCGUGGAGUUACCGCAUUCUGACUUUUACGGGUAUGACAAAGGCUUCUUCCCAGGUUAUACUCUUGAGAUGUGCAAGAAGAUAUGUUUGGAUUUGUGCGAUUGCUUAGGUUUCCAAUAUAAAUUCUCUAACUGUUACCCCAAGUUGUUGUUGUUGAAUGGCCACUAUGCACCCAAGGUUAACGGGAGCAUCCACUUCAAGCUCCCAAAAUUGAAUGUCUCCUACGACAUACCGAAAAUAGAACAUGCUACUCUGCAAUGCACUGCCAAAGAAAUUAUGCUACCAAGGACUUAUCUAAAAAGACAAGAGAGUGCGGCAGUCAAGAUUUUGCUCACUUUUGCUUGGGCAAUAGCUGGAGUGGAGGCGAUAGUGGUACUAAUGGUUUGGUGCUUCUUAUACAGAACCCGCCCAGAGAAAGGUGGAGCUCAUAUUGAUGGAUACCAUGCAGGGCUGACUGGAUUUCAACGGUUCACCUACGAUGAACUAAAGAAGGCAACACGGAAUUUCAGUGAAGAAAUUGGAAGAGGGAGUGGAGGAGUUGUCUACAAGGCGGUGUUGUCAGAUUGCAGGGUUACAGCUGUCAAGCGGCUCAAUGAGGCUAACCAAGGAGAGAAUGAGUUUCUCGCAGAGGUGAGCACCAUAGGAAAUCUUCACCACAUGAACUUGAUUGACAUGUGGGGGUACUGUGCAGAAGGAAAGCACCGGCUUUUGAUCUACGAAUUCAUGGAACAUGGUUCGUUAGCAGAAAAUUUGUUUUCCCCAACUGAACUCGAUUGGCCCAGGAGGUUUGAAAUUGCCGUAGGAUCAGCCAGAGGACUCGCUUAUCUUCAUGAGGAAUGCCUAGAGUGGGUUCUUCAUUGUGAUGUAAAACCACAAAACAUACUUCUUGAUUCCACAUACCAACCGAAGGUGGCAGAUUUUGGGCUCUCUAAAAUACUCAAGAGAGAGGGCCUCAACUACUCGAGCUUCUCAAAAAUCCGAGGAACAAGAGGUUACAUGGCUCCUGAAUGGAUUUACAAUUUUCCAAUCACUUCCAAAGUGGAUGUAUACAGCUAUGGCAUUGUCUUGUUGGAGAUGGUCACUGGAAGGAGUCCCUCUGGAGAGCAUGAGAAGAUUGAGGGCAGUGAUGCGCAGGAGAUCAAAAAAUUUACUUCGUGGGUACGAGAGAAGAAGGGACUCGGCGUUCCAGCGCACACAUGGAUAGAGGAAAUUGUGGAUCCAAGAGUAAGAGGGGAAUAUGACAUUAGGAAGAUUGAAAUUUUAGUUGCAGUGGCUCUUAAGUGUGUGGAAGAAGACCGAGAUGCAAGACCCACCAUGAGACAGGUGGUUGAGAUGCUUCUAUGUUGCGAAGACGAAGAUGUGUAG